AUGGAUUUGGUUCGUGCAGAGCGCUUUCCCAGGAUACAGCAGGACGCGCUGCUCCUCGGGAUGAGUGGUUUUCCUCGGCCCGGCGGCUCCAGGCGCACUGCGCAGCAUCAGCAGUCCAGCAGGCUGCCGCUCUACAUGAUGCACCUCUACCGGACCUUGCUGGCCGAGGACCGGAGCAGGACGCCGGCCCGGGCAGAGGAUAACCCCCGUCUGCACGAGUCCGACUCUGUCACCAGCCUUGUCGCCAGAAGUUGCCAGCAGACUGGUGGCAGGUGGUCAGUGACCUUUGAUAUGUCCUCCAUUUCAAAGAGCGACACUGUUCAGCGGUGUGAACUUCGCAUCCGCCUCCCUGCCUUCACCGAGUCUCCUCAGGCCUCCGUGGAUGUCUACCACUCCCAGAGAGGCCAGUGCUUUAGCAAGCAGUGCCCAGAGAAGAGGCUGUUUGUUGGCCGCUUGACAGCUCAGCCCAGUGCGAUGGUGUCCCCCUCCUCCUGGAAGGUGUUCAACAUGACAGGGAUGCUCCACAGCUGGCUGCAGCAGGAGAACCCCACAUCAACGCCAGAGGAGGGCAGGCCUGAGGAGACCGAGGAGGAGCAGCAGGACGAGGAGGCAGUUCAACACCCUACAGCCGACCGGGUCAUGAUGGUGGUCUUCUCAAAGAUAAACCAGAACACCGAUGGCCAGCACACUCCGACGCUCAUCCGCACAGCAGAGCACUCCAAAUACGUCACCCUGGACAGAGAGCGAGCGACAGCUGGCUCUACCUCCGGGACGAGGAGCCGGAGAGCCAAGAGGCAUCACCACAGCCAGCAGAGCAGCAGGGUGGCGGGGUCGGCACCUGCCAGCAUCCCCACAGAGGAGAGGAAGGGCCCCCUGUGCAAGAAGGUGGACAUGUGGGUGGACUUUGAGAAGCUUGGCUGGAGCGAGUGGAUUGUCUACCCCAAACGGUACAACGCCUACCGCUGUGAAGGGAGCUGUCCUACACCACUGGAUGAGACCUUCACCCCAACGAACCAUGCAUACAUGCAGAGUCUGCUGAAGCUUCACCACCCAGACAGGGUGCCAUGUCCAUCUUGUGUGCCAACACGCCUGGCACCGCUAUCGAUGCUCUACUAUGAGAACGGAAAGAUGGUUAUGAGGCAUCACGAGGGCAUGGUGGUGGAGGAGUGUGGCUGUCAGUGA
Molecule: messenger RNA, 1182 nt
Organism: Myripristis murdjan (pinecone soldierfish)
Lineage: Eukaryota; Metazoa; Chordata; Actinopteri; Holocentriformes; Holocentridae
Gene: ndr1
Product: nodal-related 1
Exons: 3
Coding region: 1-1182 (393 amino acids)
Cellular component (GO): extracellular region
Molecular function (GO): cytokine activity; growth factor activity
Source: RefSeq, a predicted model, not a curated record